Molecule: messenger RNA, 2565 nt
Organism: Mycetomoellerius zeteki
Lineage: Eukaryota; Metazoa; Arthropoda; Insecta; Hymenoptera; Formicidae
Product: clavesin-2
Exons: 6
Coding region: 326-1714 (462 amino acids)
Cellular component (GO): membrane
Molecular function (GO): phosphatidylinositol bisphosphate binding
Source: RefSeq, a predicted model, not a curated record
AAAAUCACUUUAUCUGGCAUCACUGCUUUCGCGGUAGACGUUUCGAGCUGUGCCGAACGGCGUUUCCUCGACGAUUGACGUGCACGUAGCGGUUAAAUCGGCACGCGUGCAAAUCCGCGGAACGCGACGCGAGAAUUCCCGACGGCGAUGGACUGGCAAUAAUCAUCGGGUCGCGAUCAAGCCCGCGAUCGAACAUCCAUCGUUCUCGAUUGCGGUGUGAUUUCCGACUUUCCUGUGCUUCUACGCUUCUGGCGAUCCUCUAAAACCGCCAGUACAUUACAACGUAGUAUAAAAUUAUUGACGCGCAUCCGAAAAGGAAAACAAAAUGUCCGAGUACUGCGAAUAUAUGUGGUGCGAUCCCGCCCGAGGUCGUAGCAGCUUGGUGCGUAGCAUUUAUGAAGAGGGAGGCAGAUUCGAUAAACGUGAUAAGAAACUAGCCAUUAAGACUGUCAGAUCUAUACUUCGACAAAUGCCGGAUGUAGACCUGGAACAUUGCACGGAUGAGUAUAUCACGCGCUUCCUGCUAGCCCGGAAGUACCGCACCGAGCAGGCAGCGGCCCUGAUAGCCGCUUAUCAGGCGCAAAUAACACAUCGCCAGGAUAUCUUCGGCAAUCUUACCGCCCGGGACCCGGCAUUGCAGCGUGCGCUUCGCGCAGGUAUACCGGGUGUCCUACCUGCGCGUGACAGGAAAGGUAGAUGCGUACUGGUUAUUUUGGCAUCGCAAUGGGAUCCUGUAGCCGUGCCCGCAUUGUCCGUUCAACGAGCGAUAUUCUUAGUUCUGGAAACACUUAUUCAAGAUCCUCGAAAUCAGCAAUCCGGUUUCGUCGCCGUGGUAGACUGGAGCGGAUUCUCGUUACGGCAGGGCGGUGCAUUGGGGGCAGCGGCUCUGCGAAACCUAAUAGCUGCUCUACGUGGGCGAUUUCCCGCCCGAUUCAAGGCGAUACACUUCCUCUCGGCGCCGCUCUACGUUCAGGCAACUCUGGCCCUGGUGAAGCCAUUUCUGGAUGAGAAGACACGGAAUAAGAUUUAUCUGCACGGCAACAAUCUCAGCACGCUUCACGAACACCUGCCAACGGACAUCCUGCCGGCGGAGCUCGGUGGAACGGGGCCAGCCUUCAACCCGGGAUUAUGGGCCGAGCCGGUCAUCCACUCGGCGAUGAAAGAGGCCGAGCUCGCCGCUGCCGCCGCUAAAAAGGGAAAAGACCAUCAUGUUGACGUGCAAGAACCGGCCAACCUUCGAGACGGAUCGGAAACCGCAAACGGAAACCAUCAAAGGAGCGAUGGCUUGAACGUUCCAAUGAACGCGGAUAAAACAUUCUUGAACAACUCCGACAAUUCCACAAAACUCUCUUCUGGGAAAGCGCUACAAAUGGAUGUAGAGCUAAAUGUAAUAAAUAAGCGAUCGAACAAACAGAAAGAGGCGACGGGAUCAGCAAAAAAUUACGAGGACAGAGUUAAGGAACAAUUACAUGAACGAAUCAGUAACGGAAAUAUAAACGAGACGCGUCAUUCUGAAGAUAGAACGGAUCAAUCCAAUACCAUUGACUUGGCGUUUUUUGACGCGGAUAUCAACUUGAACGAGUUUGAGAUGAUUUCCAGCAGGUCGUGCAACGAGAGUAAGGACAACUCGUUGGACAAUAGAUUAGAAGAAAGGGCUCUCAUUACCACCGGCAACAGCGAAACACCAUCGGAGAAAACGAAUCUCAUAACGUAAUCGAUCUCCAUAGAUCUAAGUAUUUGUAAUACUUACUGAUAGAAAUCUGUUUUUUCCUGCUAAAUGAAUUUUUUAUAGGUGACGCGAAUCUUUAAAUAACGGCUCGCACAGUCUCGAGAUAUCGUAAUUUUAUGAUCCCAACAAAUUCUCUUGUAGACUAUUUUUUAGAUAUAAUUUGGCUCGGUGCUUCUCUGGUUAUGGAUUUCCGCUUUCUUGGAAUGUGUAAAAUCAGGAGGUGAAAUUUUUAUAUUGACCUUUAAAUACCAUUAGUAAAAGUGAAUAUUACAAGCGCACUGAAAAGUCGUCGAACGUUCAAUAAUUUUUAUCCUUGAACUGUACUUAUGAAACGUGCAAAAAUAUUAAAUUUGUAUUAAAGUUUACAAAAAUAUACGAUAAAUUUUAUGGUGUUAUGAUCCUUGCAUUAGGCAUGUUUAACUUAAUUAUGACAAUUGUUGAAACUAUGGUACCUGUUUUACAAAUUAUACAUAGGCAGCUCUCCCUAAAACAAUCUAAUUAAUAUUAAAGAGACUGUAAAAGAAAGAUAAGGGCUGUUCAUGCUAUUUUAUGAUCAUUCUUACGUAUUUAACAGAAAUCGGGUACGUUUUGAAAUUUGUGACGAUUGGUAAAAUAUCUUUUUAACUGUAGUUAUAAGAACUGAAGAAUGAAUGAGCUUGAGACAUUUCGUGAAAUAUAUGAAUAUCAUACAUUACAAAUAGUGCAGUCUUAUUGAGAUCAUACUUCUUUGCUAGUAGCAAAAUAAAUAUUUUCAAUACAAUCUAUAUUUUUUAAAAUAACGUACAUAUAUAGACACUUUAAACAGCAUCUACGAAAUACAUUUUUUUUCAGCUUAC